Molecule: messenger RNA, 2057 nt
Organism: Erythranthe guttata (spotted monkey flower)
Lineage: Eukaryota; Viridiplantae; Streptophyta; Magnoliopsida; Lamiales; Phrymaceae
Product: berberine bridge enzyme-like 21
Molecular function (GO): oxidoreductase activity; FAD binding
Source: RefSeq, a predicted model, not a curated record
UCAAUCCCAUAAAAAUAAAUCCAAACGAGGCGUGAAUGGAUUACAAAUAUCAUAUUCCAAUAAUCAAAUUCCAAAGAUUGUAUGACCACAUUUAAAGCAUUUAAAAGCCAUUCAACUCACCAAAUAAGGCAUCAAAAAGUUAUGCAAAUAACAGAAUUACGUAUGACCAAAAUACUUUCAUAAUCUUCUUUAUUACAUUUCUGUUUUAGCAAGAAAGAUUACAUGAAAUUAGUCAAACAAAAAUAAAGGGUUGCCAAAACAUAUUUCUUUUUGCAGUUUUUGUCACACAGAAUCACAAAGCAUUCUCACCUUUCCUUAUUAUAUAAUGACAUCAAAUUUCAACACAUGAGAAAAAAACAUCACCACCAAUUCUUCAAUGUCUUCUUCUUCUUCAAAAAUGUUGUUGCUUCUGUUGUUUUUCUUCACCUUCAACUCUUAUUACUCGUUCGCUUCGUCGGAUUACGACACUUUUGUCCAGUGCCUAUCGAGCAACCAUAACACCAAGAAUCAAAUCCCGAAUAUAGUUUACGGACCUAAUAAUUCCUCGUUCACCUCCGUUUUGCAAGAUUACAUAAGAAACCCCCGUUUCAACACCCCCGCCACGAGAAAACCCUCACUAAUCGUUACCCCGUUGCAAGAAUCCCAUGUCCAAGCAGCCAUACUAUGUUCCAAAAAAAUCGGAAUCGAACUCAAAAUCCGAAGUGGCGGCCAUGAUUACGAAGGUAUAUCUUACGUGUCUGAAGUACCCUUUAUAAUUCUUGACAUGUUCAAUCUCAGGUCUGUAUCCGUCGAUAUCAAGAGCGAAACCGCAUGGGUACAGUCAGGUGCGACACUUGGCGAGCUGUACUAUAAUAUUUGGCAGAAUAGCAAAGUCCACGGAUUUCCGGCAGGGGUGGGUCCCACUGUAGGUGUCGGUGGUCACAUAAGUGGGGGCGGUUAUGGAAAUAUGUUGCGUAAAUUUGGUCUGUCUGUUGACCAUGUGAUCGAUGCUCGGAUAGUCGAUGCCAACGGUAGAAUGUUGGAUAGGAAAUCGAUGGGUGAGGAUCUUUUCUGGGCGAUUAAAGGCGGUGGUGGUGCUAGUUUUGGGGUUGUGUUGGCUUACAAAAUUCAGCUAGUCCCCGUUCCACCUGUCGUGACGGUUUUUCGUGUUGCGAAAACCUUGGAAGAGAAUGUCACCGAUAUUUUUUACCGUUGGCAAUUUGUUGCGAACAAAAUCGACGACAAUCUCUUCAUAAGGCUUCUUGUGCAACCAACUUCUCUAACUAAAAAGAAACCUAAUUUGGAUAUGAAAAAGAAAAAGAAACCUAAUUCAGGAAAGGCACCUGGACAGAAAACUGUGAGGGUUACUUUUAUUGCACAAUAUUUAGGUAAUGCUAAUGAAUUAUUGUCUGUAAUGAAAUCCCAAUUCCCUGAACUGGGAUUGACUCAACAAGACUGCAUCGAAACGAGCUGGAUUCAAUCGGUGCUGUACUGGGCAAACUACAACAACGGUACAUCAGAAAAGGUACUACUCGAUCGGAAAUCUGAUUCCGAGAACUUCUUUAAGAGGAAAUCUGAUUAUUUGAAAACUCCGAUUCCGAAAGAUGGAUUGGAAGGGCUAUGGAAGAAUAUUAUCGAGUUGGGGAAAGCGGGGAUGGUUUUCAACGCCUACGGUGGUCAAAUGAGCAGAAUUGGAGAAUCGGAAACACCGUUUCCGCAUAGAAACGGAAAUAUAUUCAAGAUACAGUAUUUCGCAAACUGGAAAGAGCAAGGGGCGGAAGCGGAAAAGAAAUAUAUCGAGCAGACGAGGACCCUUUACAGUUACAUGACUCCUUACGUGUCGAAGAAUCCGAGGGAAUCUUAUCUCAACUACAGGGAUCUUGAUAUUGGAACUACGAGCAAUGGGAAGAACACUUACGAUGAAGGGAAGGUGUACGGGGAGAAGUAUUUUAAGGGUAAUUUCGACAGAUUGGUGAAGGUGAAAACUGCGGUCGAUCCGGAUAAUUUCUUUAGGAAUGAACAGAGUAUUCCACCUCUGUUGCAUUAAUAAGGGAUUGGAUAUCAUUCACAUAUUAAAG